Cavia porcellus (domestic guinea pig) is the source of this 1652-nucleotide messenger RNA. RefSeq names its product PGAM family member 5, mitochondrial serine/threonine protein phosphatase (gene Pgam5). Gene Ontology annotation, cellular component: mitochondrion. Gene Ontology annotation, biological process: positive regulation of mitochondrial fission; peptidyl-threonine dephosphorylation. The transcript is spliced from 6 exons. Lineage: Eukaryota; Metazoa; Chordata; Mammalia; Rodentia; Caviidae. Gene Ontology annotation, molecular function: protein serine/threonine phosphatase activity. The record is from RefSeq and is a predicted model, not a curated record. The coding region runs from base 67 to 936 and encodes 289 amino acids.
ACCUGGAGUAGGAGAGCGCGGAAGCGUGAGCCUCGCGGCGCUCCGUCUAGCAGGCGCACAGGCGGUAUGGCGUUCCGACAGGCGCUGCAGCUCGCGGCCUGUGGGCUGGCUGGCGGCUCGGCGGCCGUGCUCCUCUCUGCGGUGGCGGUGGGCAAGCCCCGCGGCGGUGGGGAUGCGGGUACGCGCGCGCCAGAGCCGCCGGCCUGGACCGAGAGCGCGCAGCCCGGGCCCAGCCUCUGGGAUUCCAACUGGGAUAGGCGAGAACCACUGUCUCUGAUCAACCUGCGGAAAAGGAAUGUGGAAUCUGGAGAAGAAGAGCUGGCAUCCAGGCUGGACCACUACAAGGCCAAGGCCACACGGCACAUCUUCCUCAUCCGGCAUUCCCAGUACCACAUGGAUGGUGCCCUGGAAGAGGAUUGCACGCUAACUCCGCUGGGUCGGGAACAGGCGGAACUCACUGGCCUCCGCCUUGCCAGCCUAGGGUUGAAGUUUAACAAAAUCGUCCAUUCCUCCAUGACCCGUGCUGUGGAGACCACGGACAUCAUCAGCAAGCACCUGCCAGAUGUCUCCAGAGUCAGCACUGACCUGCUGCGGGAAGGUGCCCCCAUCGAGCCCGACCCGCCUGUGUCACACUGGAAGCCCGAGGCUGUGCAGUAUUACGAAGAUGGAGCAAGGAUUGAAGCUGCCUUCCGCAACUACAUCCACCGGGCUGAUGCUGAGCAGCAGGAGGACAGCUACGAAAUCUUCAUAUGCCAUGCCAACGUCAUCCGCUACAUUGUAUGCAGAGCAUUACAGUUCCCUCCGGAAGGCUGGCUCCGCUUGUCCCUGAACAACGGCAGCAUCACCCACCUGGUGAUCCGCCCCAGUGGCCGGGUCGCACUCCGGACCCUGGGGGACACGGGCUUCAUGCCACCCAACAUGGUCACCCGAUCCUGAGGCCACUGCUGCACUGUCCUCCAUCUCAUCCUGGCCAUGCUCCAGCUGCCAGUGGGACUGCACACCGGGGCUGGUGAUAAGAAAUGUAUUAUAUCCACGCUGGGGAUGUGCCUGGAACUCGCCUCUGCCCAGGCUGAGGGAAGCAGUUGUUCACACCACCAGGCAUUUCUGCCCUACAGGAUACCUGCAGUCUGCAGGGUAACUGUGGGGUGCAGUUGUCACAUGGGGUCCUGGCCAUGGCACGGAGCUUUGGGAGGACAACUAGGGUUUUGUUUACAGCCUGCCGACCACUCCAUAUUGUUCUGUCUGAAAACCUGUUACCACCUGAGUAUUUGUCAAUUAAAGAUUAUCCUCUUCUGGGUUCUUGCCUUGAACACAUUUCUGACAUGGGUUAGGGGCCUGACACUGCUACGUCUGUACUCACCAAGGGCCACAAUGGGAGGCUGUGCAAGAGAGCAGGGUCUGUGGAAGUGACAGCUGGUAUUAGUUUUCCUGAGAUAUACAACACCCCAGACCGGCAGCUCCAGCUUUGUGGGCAUGUGGGAUAAAAUAUUCAGAUAUGAUGUAUCUCCCAAAGCAUUAUGUAACUGAGGAAAAAUUUCUGUGAAGUGGUUAUGAACAUUUUUUGCAUUUAAUACAAUGAACUGUGAUAUAUGGUUCUUUUCCUUGUCAUCUUGAAAAUGCUACAUAAUAAAAAUUUUUUGGUGUUUUUAAAA